Molecule: messenger RNA, 4323 nt
Organism: Eleginops maclovinus (Patagonian blennie)
Lineage: Eukaryota; Metazoa; Chordata; Actinopteri; Perciformes; Eleginopidae
Gene: psen2
Product: presenilin 2
Exons: 11
Coding region: 81-1340 (419 amino acids)
Biological process (GO): calcium ion transport; Notch receptor processing; protein processing
Cellular component (GO): lysosomal membrane; cell surface; plasma membrane
Molecular function (GO): aspartic endopeptidase activity, intramembrane cleaving
Source: RefSeq, a predicted model, not a curated record
CAUCACGUGCUCCGUGGUCAGCUGACUCUACUUCCGGGUCUUUGCUCGGUGUUUGUUGUGUUGCUGCGGAACUCCGAGCCAUGAACGUGUCAGACAGCGAGGAGGAUUCGUACAACGAAAGGACGGCGCUGGUUGUGUCCGAAAGCCCCCCCCUCCCCUCCUACAGACCGGAGCCUGACCCCCCCAAUGACUCCCCCACCAAGAGGCCGGGGCUCAGCAGGAGGUCCGGUCCUCCUCAGGGGGUCUCGGAGGAGCUGGAGGACGAGGAGGAGCUGACCCUCAAGUACGGAGCGAAGCAUGUGAUCAUGCUCUUCGUCCCGGUGACGCUCUGCAUGGUCGUCGUCGUCACCACCAUCAAGUCGGUCAGCUUCUACUCGGAGAAGACGAACCAGCAGCUGAUCUACACCCCGUUCUCGGAGAACACGUCCUCUGUGGGCCGGCGGCUGCUGAACUCGGUGCUGAACACCAUCAUCAUGAUCAGCGUCAUCGUGGUGAUGACCGUCUUCCUGGUGCUGCUCUACAAGUACCGCUGCUACAAGUUUAUCCACGGCUGGCUCAUCCUGUCCUCCCUCAUGAUGCUCUUCUGGUUCAGCUUCAUGUACCUGAGCGAGGUGUUUAAGACCUACAACCUGGCGGUGGACUACCCCACGGUGGGGCUCCUGAUCUGGAACUUCGCGGGGGUGGGGAUGAUCUGCAUCCACUGGAAGGGGCCCCUGCAGCUGCAGCAGCUCUACCUGAUCCUCAUCAGCGCCCUCAUGGCCCUGGUCUUCAUCAAGUACCUGCCGGAGUGGUCGGCCUGGGUCAUCCUGGGGGCCAUCUCCAUCUACGACCUAGUGGCGGUGCUCUCUCCUAAAGGUCCUCUCAGGAUGCUGGUGGAGACGGCGCAGGAACGCAACGAGCCCAUCUUCCCCGCACUCAUCUACUCCUCCGCCAUGAUGUGGACGGUGGGGAUGGCGAGCCCGGGCGACGCUCAGGAAACAGACGAGGAGGCGGAGCACAGCGGUGGGGGGGCGGAGCCUGAGGAGCGUCGACCGAGGUCAAAUACAGACGACGAGCUGGAGGAGGACCGGGGGGUGAAGCUGGGUCUGGGGGACUUCAUCUUCUACAGUGUGUUGGUGGGGAAAGCGGCAGUGACGGGUGGGGACUGGAACACCACCAUCGCCUGCUUCGUCGCCAUCCUGAUCGGUCUGUGUCUGACGCUGCUGCUGCUGGCCAUCUUUAAGAAGGCUCUCCCGGCUCUCCCCAUCUCCAUCACCUUCGGCCUCGUCUUCUACUUCUCCACCGACUUCCUGGUGCAGCCCUUCAUGGACAACCUGGCAGCCAACCAGUUCUACAUCUGAGGAGGUCCCGCCCACAUCUGACAGGAGCUCCCGCCCACAUCUGAGAAGAGGUACUGCCCACAUCUGCCAGGAGGUCCCGCCCACAUCUGCCAGGAGGUCCCGCCCACAUCUGCCAGGAGGUCCCGCCCACAUCUGACAGGAGGUCCCGCCCACAUCUGACAGGAGGUCCCGCCCACCUCGUCAGUAGCGCGGCAGCUCGUUGUGUUUCUGCAGAAACGUCUCUAAUCGUCUCUGUUUUUUAUCAAGUGAAUAUCCUGGACUCUUGAGACACUGGGAAGGACCUUCCAAAUAUUUCCUGACAUUUGAGAGAAAUAAAAACAUUAAUAUAGAGAAUAAUUUGCAGAUAAUUUCAAAAUAAAACACAUUUUCUGACAUUAAAACCUUUUCUAACACUAAAGCUGAACAUGUGCUUUUGUUCAUAAUUGAGUUUAGUAUUAAAAUAAUUCUCCAGACAUUUUAAACUCUAAGAUAAACUACAUCUGCAAAUAAAAUAGGAUUUGUUUUUAAUUAUCCUCUCAGAUAAAGAAAUAUGAAUAAUUAAAACUCAUUUUAUUUCCAGUUUUAUUAUUAAAGGAAUAGUCAGAAAAUAUCCCAAAUUGAAUUUUACUCCAACAAUUAAACCUUAUAUUUACAUUUCAAACUAAGACUGUUUUUUAUGACACUUCAGAUGUAGGCGAUUUAAACUAGCAUAUAGUUGAUGAGGUUUAAUUUAAAGGUCCCCUACUAAUCAAAUCCUCUGAGUCUCCUCCUACAGCACCAUUGUGUUAUUUUAAACCAAUCAGCUCUCAAGGGGGCGUGGCCAGCAGCAGCUCAUUAGCAUUUAAAGCUACAGACUCAGACUCAAAGCUUCAGGAGCAGGGCUGAAACAGAGGGGGUUGUGGGACAUUGAUCUGUAUGGUGUUUCAGCCAAUCAGAGACCGGCUCUGUACCUGAGAGCUGGAGUGUACAGGAUGAUGGGGACCUUUAAAUGUUAGACGUAUAUAAACAUUUUAAACAGAAAUCCUGUUCACGUCUAGAUGAAAUCCUUUUGUUUUUAACUUGUUUAGUGAACGCUGCGAGACAUUUAUAUAUAUUGUGUUUCAUUAAAACAGUUUUACUAACCUUAAAUUGUGGUCACAACAACCAAAUGUCAGAUUAAAUAACUCUUUAUAUUCAAAUAUUUACUAUUUAAACCACUGCUUUUGUCCAAAGGUAGGAUUUAAAUAUUUGAAUCAGGACUGUCAAACGAUUAAAAAUGUGAAUCUAAUUAAUCACAAUCCUAAAUAUGACUGAAAAAUACUAAGUACUGUUCUCAGAACAGAAGCGGAGAUUACAUGUGUUCUUUAUUAAUGACGAAUCAAAACAAGGUUUUCAUUCUAAUUUUGGCAACUUAGCCAUUGCUCUUUUUCUGUAGCAAAUACAGGAGAGGUGAAUGGAACGUUUUCCUGUUUGAACCAACACUUUCACACAUUACAUGUGGCCCUUCUACCUUGUGUGUAUUCAUCUUUUAGCCAGGUGCUAAGGCAAACUAACUGGCUAACAUUUUCUGAACGUCAGGCGGACCGUUUCUUCUGAACAAUACGGCCUGCGACUGAGAAGAGUCGUUCGCACGGAACCGUGGAUGCAGGAGUCACUAGAUAUUUGCGGGCAAGCAGGGCCAGCUUGCCAUGUGCUCCUGAAUGAGCAGCCCACCGCUGCAUGGGGCAGUCCUCCAUACUCAUGACGCUCUUCUGUUUUCAUUACGGUUAAAGCAAACGACUUCAGUUCCCAGGUUUUAGUGAUGUGCCGCGCUGUCACACCCAGAUAACUGUUGUUACUCACGGAGUGGUCUCCUGUCAAAGCAACAUACUCCGCUGAAGCCAAAUCCUCUUCCUUCGUUUUCUUUUUAGCGUCAUAUAGUUCGUUGAUUUCAGUCCUCACUGUGCCUCUCGACGGUGGCUUGUAGAAUGCGUCUAAAGUGGCCACUUUCAAAACUUCUGCGAGGACCGUGUCCUCCACAAUACUAAUCGGUCUACAGUCCUUAUCCAUCUGGCAUUUGUGUCUGUCAGCUUCUCAGACGUAGACUUACUGAAUACCCUGCGUUCGGUGAGGGUGGUCUGACGCAUGCCAGGCGUAACACCUGAAGUUGAAGCCCCAACAAAUGAGUGCUUGGCGUUAAGAUGAUACUUAAGGCUCGAGCUGCUUCGGUGAAACGAAAAGCCCUUCCUGCAGUGUGAGCAAACCACAACAUGUUGGUUUACUGUUCCAUCCAGAGGGCCAACGGGUUCCUCGGACUCCUCCAUCUUGCUCGUGUCAGCCAUGCCGUUUACGUGACGAGGAAUGACGCGGCGGGGGUUUAAUUGUGGGCAAGUCAGGGCGGGAGUGCGUUAAAAAAAUGAUCGCCGUUAAUUCCAGAAAUCAAUCAUCUCGCGUUGACGCGUUAAUUUUGACAGCCCUAAUUUUAAUGUUUAAUCAUAAACUCUGAAAUGAUUACUUUGUAGUGACUCUAAUAUACAUAAUUCACCUCCUUCUUAAGUGUGGCUCUACACACUGUUGUUUCAUGCCUGUAAGUAUGACCGUAACUUCAGUUCUAAAUAUUCAGCUUUUCACAAUAAAGCUCUGAUGGAACUUGUUGGCACCAUAACAAAGACAUUAUAAUUUGUAUUUUUCAAAUACUCUGACUUUCUGUAAAGUAAGAAAAUUAAAUGUUUCAAAAAAAAGUGCUUUUGUAAAAAGACCUUAUGGCUUUAAAGUGUAACGGGUUUUUUUACAUUAUUUUUUCUUAAUACCUAGAAUUUAAUCUCAAAUUGAUCUCGAAACAGCUAAUUUUCUUGUCCCUGCUCUAAGAACCAAGUUAAUGAGCUUUAUAUUUUUAUAGCAUUAGCAUUAUAAGCAUCAUUAUGACUGCCCGCUGUCUGACGGGUGUGUGGGGGGGGGGUGUAUUUUGUACAGAUGAUUCAGGUGUAGAUGAUGAAUUUGUAAAGAGUUUUUGUUUCGUUUAAUAAAGUCAAACUGUUUUAGCCUC